UGCAUAUGUUGUUCUUUGCGGCCGUUCUAGAUAUUUUUUCCAAUAAAUUGUUCAGUUUUUUAUUCGUGUGACAAUUAUUAUUCGUUCAAAAUAGGGCAUAAUGCAAGGUUAAGGGGAUUGUUUUCAUGGCUUCCAAACAUCUGUGCAGGGGGCAACAAGUUGCCCGAUUUCGUAACAUUCAUCUUCCGAUCGGUACAGAUUGUGAUAAUUAUUGGGUAAUUCGUAUUUAACCUCUAACAUUUUCUUUUUGUAACUUAAACUAUAAAAACUAUAAUAACUAUACAUUGAAGUUAUGAUCCUCAAAUUUUAGAACAACAAAUGCUCUAUUGAACAAAUAGAGUUGGUAUGUAAUAAUGAAAGUUGUAUUAUUAAUUUUCAAUUAUCAACAAUUUUUCUAAAUUUUAGGUCACAGUCUGUCUUUUGUUUGGUGGUUUUGAUCAUUAUGUUUUCUGAACAUGUAUUUCCGAAAAACAAUCUUAAAUUUCUGUUAUAUUUCUGAGCUUUUGAACAGAUAAGCCUUUCUUCUUGCGUACAUAAAUUUUUUUCAUGGCUAAAUAUCGUUUUAACGUCUACCUAGUUGUUGCUGUAAGCCACAGCGUGGCUCCAUGAAUAAUUGAUGAGUCCCCAGGUAAUGAGUUAGGAGCAGUGAUGGCACCCAGUGGGCUAGAGCCAUGGGCUCACUGUCAAGGCCAACAUUCUGAGUAGGGGUUUGAGUUUUCAUCAGUCAGUAAUUUUAGAAAUUCUGUUGUGUUAGAUUAUAUUUUAAAAUUGUUGAACGGAUUCCUGCAACUUCGUACACCAUUAUUGUCUGUGCUACGGACUUUGAAUUGUCUAAGUUUGCAAGUGCUUUGAAGAUAUUACAGUUUUAUGAACGACUUGGAAUUCCCCUGGAGUGAGCGUCCCGAUGUCGGCGCGCGCGGAGCCCACCCCCCUGCGCCACCUGCUCCACCACCACCACCACAACAUGUCGCGAAAAAACGAAUCGGUGGCCUGGCGGGCCUUCGUCAAGCUGGGCGGCAACAAAGUGAUCUGCAGGAUCUGCAACAAGCAAAUGAACUACCAGUCCGGGUCGAGCACUAGCAACAUGGUGAAGCACCUCCAGGCCGUGCACAAGCACAUCCUGGCCGAUGUCAAACCCAACCCUGCGUCGCCAGCGGUGCAGCCAGCUGCACAGGCGUGUGUGAAGGGCGCUGACGAUCUCUCCACGAAUUCAUUCAGCAAUGAGCCAUGGAUGGUUCUUCAGAAUGCCCCUGCCCAUCUACGUCAAAGAUGGCAAGACUUGAAAUUAGGUCUGCAGAAGGAAAUGCAACAGCAUCAACAAGCUGUGGCUUGGUCCGUAAUUGGAACACCGUGCCUUGGAGCACCAGCAGGUGCUGAUUUAGCUACUGACAGUGAUGCUAAUUCGACAUAUUGGAAUGGUACCCCAACGAACAACUCAAGUACUAAUAACCACAAUGUGAGCAGCGGCACUAGUUCAAGAGAUUCAAAUCCCUCUGAUUCUAAUACUGACUGGCAUCACAGGGAGGCUGAACAACCUUCUGAAGGUAGUUCAUACCAAUAUCGAGUCAAAUCUGAGCCAAUUGAAACUGAUGAAGUUCUUGAACAGCAGCCAGGAAGACCUGAUUCAGCCUCUUCACCACCAUUAGAGCUUGUCUCUCCAUCUCCCUCCCCAUCCCCUGUAAUCAUUUUAGGGGCAGAACCUGGUGGGGUUAGUGAUCCUCCACCUUGCGAAGAAAUUGACGGUCCACCUCCACCGAAGAACAAGAAACAUCGAGCCUCCCAAACAAACCUGUCAAGUGUUUCUACUCAGCCCUUGGAUGAUGCUGCAGAGUUAGAACUUCGAUUAAAUGGCCUACGUCGUGCCCAAGAGAGAGCAGAAGAAUUACAUCAUGAACAUCUGCGAGAAAGUCGUGCUAGGGCGGAGGCAGCCCAAGCUGAACGAGAUCAUAGACUACAACUAAUUCGACAUGCUGAGGAGAUACAUCAACAAACUUUAGAAGCUCAGAGACAAGCCUUAGAGCAUAGUAGACAGUUACAUGAAUUAACGGUACGACGGGCGCAUAACAAGCCAUGUGAAUAACACUAAGUUUUGUUUUUUUCCUAAGUUAUAUCCAUUUAGUUCAUAUGAAAAAAAUUGCUGUUGCUAUUAAACUUAAUUAAGGUAGGUAUGGCUUACCCUUGUUUGAAGGGCUUGGCUAAAAUGAAGUAAUGUGAAUAUGUAGUUGUUAGUUGUACCUAAAUGAUAAGUAAUAACUUCCCCUUGAAAUUUACUGUAUUCAUGUAAUUUUGAGUAUUGUGUGUAUUAAUUAAGCCUUGAAGGAGUAUUCUGCCAUCUGGUCAGUAGGUAUGAAGUUUGUAUUUAUCAACACAUCUGUAUUAUUCUUUGGUAAUUGAUUUAGAACGUGUUGCUUUCUUGGUGAUUGGUGUUCUGUCUCAAUUAGUCUUUGAAUAGGCUAUCGUACGCAAUAUUCAAGUCCUAGAACUUGUAUUAAAUUUGUGCUGAUCUGUAAACAAUUUGUAACCACAGAAAUUGACUUUCUAGUUUCAGCCACUGUCUUCUUUAAAUAAUUUUACUCCACAAGUUUAACUUAUUAUUAAAUUUACUGCAUUCAUACAGUGCAAUUAUUUAUUUUAAUGUAGUUAUCUAUUUAAUUUCAAACCUAGUCAUGUACCUUUUUUUUUUUAAACAGCCCAUAAGGACCUGGGUAUAUUUUCAAUGAAAACUGGAUGAGUAUUAUUUGCCUGUUCUAUAUUCCUAUUGUUGACAGAAGAAGAUCAUUAUCCUGUGGUUUAUAUAUACCACAUGGCACCUUUUACAGGUUGUUCUUGGAAAAUGUGUCCUUUUCUGUGUGUGGUCCAUUUGCUGGCAAGUGGAACAAACGAAGCAACAGGAAGUGCUGUAAAGUAGUUCCCCAUACAUAUUUUUUAUUUACUUUAAACUUUUGUGUACUUACACCUCUUUAUUGUAAUGAAUGAAUCAAACCAUCGUAUGCGGGGCUCACCUCAGCUCCUAAAGCUAUCCCUCCCAAAGAUAAAUAACAUUUCAAUUUGAUAUGUGUGGUAUUAUUGGUUGGUCGGGUCGGUGUGUCUAUGGGCCACCAUGUAUUUAUAUAACUUAUUUAAUUAUCUUGAUAAGUUAAUAAGUUAGAAAUCUCUUCGGCAUCUACAUGACAUACAAGUGCCCUGAUAAAGCAAGUGUGCAACUGCUUCACACUUGUAAGGGUGAGACAGCAAGUUGAAUACUUGCAAGUGUUAACCAGCAUAGUGGUUGUACACUUCCAAGUGCUAGGCGGCUUGGUAGUUGUGCACUUCCAAGAGUGCACCACCUCAGUUAAACACUUUCCACAAGUGUAUGUCAAAUCGAAGGAAGUGUUCACAUUGGAGUUGCACACCUGUACACUUGCAAGUUCUCUCUCUGUUUGAGCACUUCCCACAUAGCAAUCUCAGGAAGUGCGCAACAGCGGAUUUGUUCACUUACAAGUGCACAACUAAGGAGUUGAACUCUUGCAUCCAUUCUACUUUUGUUGCAAUUGCACACUUACAAGUGUCGCACACUUGGUUUGUAAGUCCACUCGUACCUCGUGUAGACACCAUCAGGAUAUCGAAUUAAGAUAUUAAGAUAAAUAAAUGAGUUAUUGAGAUAAAUUUGCAGUCCAAAUUUAUAUCAAGAUCAAGCAUCCAAAUAUACAGCACAUAUCAUUUUAAAAUAUUAUUUCCCUUUAGGAGGGACAGCCUUAGCACGUCGGUGAGGCUCUCAUUAAAUGCACAUGUUGUUUUGUGUUCUCUUUUUAUUCAAAGAACAAUAUUAACUUGCAUGUAAUUUUGGAGAAGAAGUGAAUCCAGCAAUCAAUUUAUCUUUAAGAGGAUAUUUAUGAGCAUUUCAAAACUAUUUGUGAAGGCUGGACCUUCUAUUAAAGCCAUGUACGUGUUAUGUGCCUAUACUUUAGUUUUUGGACAGCUCUGUCUUUCCCAAACCAGUGCUUAUCCCGGAAUUAAGUGGAGGGUUUUGGCUUUCAAUGUAUCGUUCUUAGAUUUUGUGAGACUUUUGAAUUCAUCAUCUGUCAAAAUUCUUUGCUUUCCUUCAAGUACAUGAGCCCUUCUCUUAAUAACAUCCAAUACUCAUUUGUCUUUUUCAAAACUGCUCUGUCUUUUAAUGUUACUGCAAAAUACCUAUUUAUGGAUAUAUAUCUAUCUAUCUAUAUGUAUAUAUACAUAUAAAUAAAAUAUUAUUAAUUGUUAAUUUUCAGAGAUUUCUAUGCAGACUGGCAAUACAUUUACAAUCUAAAAGUAAACACAGUUUUAGAGUUGUUUUUAUUGUUUGAGGUAUGUUGACAGUCAGUGUAUCACAUUAUGUUUAUGUUUCAAACGCAUCAUUGUACUGUUAUACUGCACUUCUUUAAAAUAAAAUAUACUGCUGAAAUUUUUAUAUCAUAA
Molecule: messenger RNA, 4434 nt
Organism: Frankliniella occidentalis (western flower thrips)
Lineage: Eukaryota; Metazoa; Arthropoda; Insecta; Thysanoptera; Thripidae
Gene: Dbct
Product: lipoamide acyltransferase component of branched-chain alpha-keto acid dehydrogenase complex, mitochondrial
Exons: 4
Coding region: 905-2080 (391 amino acids)
Cellular component (GO): mitochondrion; cytoplasm
Molecular function (GO): acetyltransferase activity; DNA binding; lipoic acid binding
Source: RefSeq, a predicted model, not a curated record